AUGGCUCAACAGACACCUCCAAACCCGAUGUCGGCACCGUCCCCGACAACCCUCUCUUCGAUGGCACCACCAUUGUCAUCUCAAAUUCUCGAUUUUAGUCAUGAUAAACUUCGCGCGGAACAACAACAUGAUGCGAUAAUCGUCAAAAAACCACCCGGUCAUUUACAGCCUAUUCCACCACCCAAUGAAGUAUUUCAAGUGAUUGGCCUGGAUUGGUGGGGCCUAGCACCUGAAGAGUGCUAG
Messenger RNA from Didymodactylos carnosus, 243 nucleotides. Lineage: Eukaryota; Metazoa; Rotifera; Eurotatoria; Philodinida; Philodinidae. The record is from the annotation of a GenBank genome assembly.